AUGAAAUUGAAGAACCCGGCCCUGGAUUGGAGCUCUGCAGCUUACGACGACUUCCAACUGAGCAUGCCGAUCAUGGCAGAUCUGUUUAAGCUCAACUCCCUCACUCUACAUUAUGCCUAUUUCGUUCUAACGCCUAUGAUCGUCAGUGUCAUAUACUACACUGUGACCCACAAUGGUGAUCUCCGCUACGUGGAUGCGUUGUUCAUGUGUUUCAGUGCCGUGACAGGCACUGGAAUCGACGUUGUAGAUGUAUCAAGUCAGAACUCGAUUCAACAAGGGCUUCUCUUCGCACUCAUCAUCCUGGGCCAUGCAAUUCCUAUCUGCGGUGUACUCUCUCUGCAACGAGCCUGGUCGCUUCGUGCUGCAUUGGAGGAUGAUACCAGCAAUAAUGAAAUGAGAUGCAUUAUUGAUGCAGAAAAAGACAAAAUUACCGCGGCAGUGAAGGAACUGCCACCUUGCCUACCGUCUCCAACCGAGUCUGAAACACCACAAGAGGACUAUGGCUUCAUUACUGUGGUCGAAUCAACGCCCGAUAAAUAUGAUCAAGAAGUGGGUGUUGGAUCGAUCACUGCCCAGGCGAGCUCUCUAUCGACCGCCCAGAGCUACAUACUUCGAAUAGCCGCAGUCUUCACAAACAUGGCCCGGUCAGCGCGGAAAAAUUGGAUACGGAGAUCAAUCGACUACAACCAGCCUGGCGGAGUUGAGUGUCUCUCUGUCACCCUAGUGUCGAUAUUGGUCCUUGCCUACUUCAUUGGAUUCCUUUGUAUAGGGAUCGUGGGCAUUGGAGUCUGGUCACACGUCUUUCGUCCUGAUAUUGCCCACGAAGAUGGAGUGUCGGCAUUCUGGGGAGGCGCUUUCCUCGCUACUUCUGCAUUGUGCAAUAAUGGCAUGUCCCUUAUCACAACUAACAUGGGCCCGUUCCAACGAGAGGCUUUUCCACUUCUUACUGCCGGAUUCUUGGUUCUCGCUGGAAAUACGCUGUUUCCAUGCCUGCUUCGACUACUCGUUUGGACUAUCAGGAAAGUCACCCCUAAGCAUUCUGACUGGGAUCUUUGGCGACAAGUUCUUGAUCACACUCUCGAUCGAUCACAAAGUGUAUGCAAUUACUUGUACCCUUCUUGGCAUACUUGGUUCUUGUUGGGAACUGUGAUAUUCCUGAAUUGUAUAAUGUGGGCCGCAUUUGAGCUGUCUGCAAUUCACAACGAAGAGAUCGGGGCGCUCCCUCCCGGCUACCGUAUCUUGGACGGAUUUUUCCAAGCACUAUCUGUGCGUGGUGGUGGAUUCUCUAUUGUCGCAUUUGACAGACUGCCCCAGGCGUUGCUGAUUCUUUAUGGACUGAUGAUGUAUCUCUCUGCAUUCCCAGUGUCAACCACAAUCUGUGGCCUUGAAUCAUUCAGACAGUCUUUUUCAUCACCUCCCAACGAAGACAACUUCGAUUACGCGUCUGAAAAAUGCAACCCGCAACUCUCACGGUUUGCGCGCGCUCGAUUUGUGUAUGAUCAACUUCGCUCUCAAUUCGAUAACGAUAUGUGGUGGCUGUGCCUAGCAAUUCUACUCAUCACCGUCGUCGAAUCCAACAACUACAAAGCCCACCCCUUGGCCUUCUCCACCUUCAACAUUAUUUUUGAGGUGAUAUCUGCAUAUAGCUGCGUCGGUGAAACGAUGGGCUUUCCCGGCAAGAGUUAUGCCUUCUCUGGUGAAUGGCAUACCUUCAGCAAACUACUUCUCAUCGUGGUCGCCCUGCGUGGAAAGAUUCGCAGUAUGCCGAUCAAAGUCGAAGGCACUGGCUGCCUUGAACAACACACGCUUGACGACUUGAAUUGCAAGAACCCAACAUAA
Penicillium olsonii is the source of this 1839-nucleotide messenger RNA. Lineage: Eukaryota; Fungi; Ascomycota; Eurotiomycetes; Eurotiales; Aspergillaceae. The record is from the annotation of a GenBank genome assembly.